This is a messenger RNA of Bombina bombina (fire-bellied toad), 984 nucleotides long. RefSeq names its product olfactory receptor 1019-like. Gene Ontology annotation, molecular function: G protein-coupled receptor activity; olfactory receptor activity. Gene Ontology annotation, cellular component: membrane. Gene Ontology annotation, biological process: G protein-coupled receptor signaling pathway. The record is from RefSeq and is a predicted model, not a curated record. The transcript has a single exon. Bases 1 to 984 code for a protein of 327 amino acids. NCBI's taxonomy places the organism in Eukaryota, Metazoa, Chordata, Amphibia, Anura, Bombinatoridae.
AUGGCUUCAAAAAAUGAGUCAAUUGUGAAAGAAUUUAUCCUUCUUGGACUCUCCAGUAAUCCUCAGACACAAAUUAUCCUCUUUGUAGUCUUUUCACUUAUCUACUUAUUCAUUUUAAUUGGCAACUUUCUAUUUAUUGCUGUAUGUAUAACACACAGAAAUCUCCAGACCCCUAUGUAUUUUUUCAUUGCAAACCUUUCCUUGGUGGAUAUAUGCUAUUCAUCAUCCAUUGUUCCAAGAAUGCUCAAAGAUUUUUUAUCAACAAAGAAAAGUAUUUCAUUUCAAGAAUGUGCAACACAAAUGUACAUGGCUCUAUCAUUGGGCGAGGCUGAAUGUAUUCUGCUGGCUAUAAUGGCUUAUGAUCGAUACGUAGCUAUAUGCUAUCCUUUACGUUACACCACAAUUAUUAAUCGAUCCGUCUGUGUGAAGAUAGUAAUUAGUACCUGGAUAUGUGGAUUCCUCAUUGCAAUUCCUCAUGUUGGACUUACAAUGAAGAUAAAGCUUUGUGGAAACAAUAAAAUAAAUCAUUUUGUGUGUGAAUUUCCAGGACUUGUGGCACUGGGGUGUGGUGAUCUUAGCGCCAUUGAAUUAUUUAACUUUGUAGCUUGUGUUGUAGUGCUUACAAUUCCUGUUACUUUUAUAACUACUUCUUAUAUUUUAAUUAUUUCUGCUAUCUUAAAAAUCACCUCCUCGGCUGGAAAGCAAAAAGCCAUAUCAACAUGUGGGUCUCAUCUAACUGCAGUGACUUUAUUUUAUGGUUCCGCUAUGACAACAUAUAUGAAACCAAAGUCAAGCUCUUCAUCACACAGUGACAUGAUAAUUGCUGUCUUUUAUACCAUCAUUACACCAAUGCUGAAUCCUUUAAUUUAUACACUUAGGAAUGAAGAAGUGAAAACAGCCUUGCAGAAAACAAAAUUUCUCAAAAUAAGAUACAUUUUUCCAGCAUCCUUUGGUAUACAAAGAAAACAACUAAGACUGAAAUAG